Paraglomus occultum is the source of this 1572-nucleotide messenger RNA. NCBI's taxonomy places the organism in Eukaryota, Fungi, Glomeromycota, Glomeromycetes, Paraglomerales, Paraglomeraceae. The record is from the annotation of a GenBank genome assembly.
AUGCUCAACUUUCCAAAUAUCUUUGGACUUGGUGAUAACCCGUCAGAAGCGUCGGCGAAUAAAAGUGAGCCCAUCUCUAUUGAAAAUAAUGCAACUAUGCAACUCCCAUUAAUUAUUAUACUCGGCAAGACAGGUGCGGGCAAAAGUACUCUCGGAAAUCUAUUGAUAUACGGAGAUCCAGGGAAAGAAACAUUCAAAAUCUGCCAUGGGCCUGAUUCAGGCACGCAAGACUUUGAAUCAUGCGAAAUUGUAAUAGAAAAUCGGAAGUACCUCAUUUGCGACACGCCAGGUUUCCUGGAUACACGUGACAUGGACAGGACAUUUGAAGUUUUCGGCCGGAACCUUCAAUCGAUAAGCGAAAUCAAAGCGUUUUUGCUUGUCCUGGAAUUGGGUAGAAUGACACCCGAGCAGAAGUCUCUCAUAGCAUGUAUGUCCACUUUUCUGGGCAGAAGAGCAAAAAGGAAUACGAUCCUUGUGUUCACGCAUCUAAGAAAACCCGAAAAUAUGACGAAAAAUGAUGUUGUCGAAAGGGAGUUGCACGAACUGCAGCGCACAUUACUGAACGAGACGGGGAACGGGUCUGUUUCUUAUGCCUCGCCCGCCUUCUACAAGUAUUUUGGCGAAUAUUUUGACAAUAAUACGAAACGACUGAAGACCAUGAUUAACGACAUGGAGCCAAUGUCUGAAUAUGACAUACGGGUACACAUGGAUCCAACUGGUGCAUAUAAUGUUUUAGGACAGAUCGAAUUGAAAAAAAGGAUAGAAGUGUUAGAGGGAAAGCUGAAUGAUCUCGAAUAUUUAAAGAAAGAUCACGCGAAAAUGAAGAAAGACUUUCAGGACUUCCGCGCAGAGAUGGGGCCCCCGCCUCAAUCUGAGAAAUGUUUUGAUCUAGACACUCGAGUGUUACUUGAAAACAACGUGUUCAUUCCGAUGAAAGACGUUAGCCUUGGCGAUAGAAUCUGUUCUGGAAUGCGAAAUGGCAAACUUGAAUUUUCUGAAGUCUAUCUCAUUACACAUAAUGAGGAGAUUGCGAAGACGGAAUACCGUAAAAUCGGUUACAACAAUGGAUCAGAAUCAGGGGUCCUUCGUCUGACAGCAUUGCACCAUAUUUUUGUGAAUGGUGACAGAACAACCGACUUUGCUCAUAACCUGAUACCGCUGAAAACCAAGAUUCUUGCUUUUAAUGGAAAGGAAUUGGUCCUUGCCACAGUAACCAACGUCACCACGGAGUUCCGUAGGGGGUACAUUGGCAUGUUCACACGCAAAGGAACAAUUUUGGCAGACAACGUUCUCUGCUCAUGCUAUGCCGAAUGCAAGCCAUUGCAAAACUUCAUUCACCUGGUCAUCUUUCUAUUGCAAUUGAUUACAUUACUGUACUCUUCCGGUGAUUCGAAAAAAUUGCAUCCUUACCUCCGAAUAUUGAUGCAUAUGUAUUCAUUGGGCGAAGUGACGAUAGAGAGCGGUCUCGCUCAGCGGUUACAGAAAGCGCUUGUGGCUGUAAAUAGAAUAGGAUUGAAUUACUAUAUUAUCGCUAUUGUAUUUGCCAUCGGACUUUAUCUUUUAUCGCAAUGA